CGUUUGAUUAAGCAUCGUUGCCACCGUACUCGUAAUCCGCAUACGUUCAUUCAAACUACCGUAACCUUUGUAUUUGUAUCGAGAGCACGUGAAGGUGCGGAACCGAUUGGUCCAUGUGUGAACGACAAAUGUCCUGACAGCCACAUUUGUGUGGCGGAUGAUUACAAGUGUUAUCCUAUCGAGUGA
Messenger RNA from Haemonchus placei, 186 nucleotides. The record is from the annotation of a GenBank genome assembly. Lineage: Eukaryota; Metazoa; Nematoda; Chromadorea; Rhabditida; Trichostrongylidae.